GUACGAAGACCCCCUCGCCGAGGGUUGGAAGCCACUGGUGAGCGGUGUGCCGACCACUCGCUACCGCGUGCCUGACAUCUCUCCCACAGAUGACUACAGGUUCCGUGUUCGAGCCCUCAGCCCGUACGGUGUGAGCCCACCCUCGCAUCCCACUGGACUCUACAGGAGGGCGAGUCCCAUGCGUCCUCUGGCUCAAGAUCUGGCCAUCAGUGACAUGAAACCUGAGAGUCUAAAUGCGGCCUCGGCUCCAAUCACGUGAACCAACCAUCACGGAGCUGGGCAGCGAAUCCGUCAAACUGACAUGGAAACCUGCGGAACUUCCUUACUAUUCUCGUCACACAACUCCCAUUUCCUACUCUGUUGAAUACCAGGAGGUGCCGGGCCGUGACUGGGUCGUGGCUUCUAGCAGAAUCCCGGACACACAAUACACCGUCCGGGGCCUGCGCAGUGACCGAGACUACCGGUUCCGGAUCAAGCCAGAGACUGAGUAUGGCACCGGAGAGUACAGUCUCCCGGUGCAGGCCCACAGACGCACAGCGCCUGUCCUGCCAAGCCGAGAGCCUCUUCUCUCCAAAGUGGCUCCUUCUUCGGCCACCAUAUCCUGGCAGCCCGCCUCACUCCCCUCUGGACUUCCCUCUCGUCCUAUCGUCUACCGCCUUGAAGCCCGGGAACCGCCCAGCUCCAGGUGGUAUGAGCUGGUAGCACGCUUACCUUCCACGUCCUACGACAUGCAGUUCCUCUACCCUGAUCAAGACUACAUGUUCAGAAUCGUGGCAGACUAUGACGGUGUAGAGAGUGAACCCACCAUGGCUGCCUACCUUCCCCGUCGUGCAGGUCCACCGAAGAUGCCCCGAGACCCUCCAUAUGCCUCCAGUGUCCAGCCAGACUCUCUCAUCCUAGCCUGGCGGUCAGUGGAGUUGCCCAGUCGAAUCACGGAUUACUCACCUGUCUCGUACAGAAUUGAAGUCUUGGAGCACCCACGCUCUGACUGGCGACCUCUGGCCCGACAGGUCACGGACACACACUACCAGGUGACCAAGCUGAGGCCAGACCUGGACUACUCUUUCCGGGUCAGAGCAGAAAAUGAGUUUGGUAUCAGUGACCCAACCGAUGCCCUGCUCAUCAAGAAGAGAGCUGUUGCGCCCACGAUGUCCCAACUGGAGCCUCUCAUCUCCGAUGUCCGGCCCGAGUCUGUACGUCUCACUUGGAAACCUGCCGAGCUGCCCUCAUACCUCACAGACUACGUGCCUUUGGCUUACAACGUGUUCCAACAGGAGGAAGGUGACCCCUCCUGGCAGCCCAUCGCCCGCCGUGUGGCAGGCACCAGCUAUUACGUGACAGGGCUGCUGCCUGACAGAGAUUACAACUUCCGGGUUCAGGCUGAGAACAACUACGGUACCAGUCUGCCCACGAUGCCUUCAAGACUUCGGCGAGAGAUUAAAGGGCCCAUCUACUCCCCUAUCGUGGAGGACAUCGAGCCCUCUGCCUUCCGCCUGUCCUGGAAGCAGCCAUCCCUCGCCAAGAAGGCCACGUACUCUGUGGAAUCUCUGGAGCCCGGCACCUGGAAAUGGCGGCCCCUUGUCUCCCGCCUGCCACACCCCAGCUACAAGGUGACCAACCUGCAGCCGACACGUGACUACGCCUUCCGCGUCCGCGCCGAGGUGGACUCUGUGGUCACGGAACCCUCACUGCCCAUCUCCUUCUCCAGCCACAGAUCUCUUAGGAGGGCAUACUCUGAACAACAUGGCGAAGAGGCCCUGCCGACUGUGCCCGUGGAGAGGCCCACACUGUCCGAGGUGUACGAGGACUCUGUCCGUGUCAACUGGCACCCCAACCUCUACCACGGGGCCACGCUCAAGUCUGCCCCUAAGGCCUACAGGCUGGAGGUGCGAGAGCUUCCCGACUCCUACUGGCGCACGCUCGUCCCCCGCACCGAGUCCUGGAACUUCGAGGUCACUGACCUUCUACCUGGUCAAGACUACGCCUUCCGGGUGCGGACCGUGUCAGACACCGGCAUGUCGGAACCCUCACUUCCUGUUUUCCUGUACAGGAAAGCAGCCACACCCAAAGUGCCCCUGCCUUUCCCGGAAGUGGCUGACGUAGGUGAGGACUACAUCGGACUCCGCUGGAAGACAGUGGACGUCCCGGCUUUCGAGACGGACGAGUCGCCACUGUCUUUCAUCAUCGAAGCCCAGAGACUGCCUGAGUACGACUGGAAGCCUCUUGUCCGGAAUGUCACGGGAUCUUCUUACAAGGUGACUGGUCUGGAGCCUAAGAAGGACUACAAAUUCCGCAUCCGAGGCGAGACAGCAGUUGGCCUGACUCAGCCAUCUCAGCCAUUGCCGGUUUACAGGAGUCCAAUGAAAUCUGGAGUCCCAGUCACUAACGUGACCAUCGACAGGGAUUCGAACCAGCCCUACGCCGCACGUAUCAGGUGGCACCCUGUUUACAUCCACCCAUAUGUUGCCUCUCAGGACACGACCUACAUGGUUGAAGCACAAGAACCUCCUCGCUCGGACUGGUACCCCCUGGCGAGAGACGUACGCUCCACUCACUAUGUCGUGCCAGAGCUCAGCCCUAAAAAGGAUUAUUUGUUCCGCAUCCGGGCCAAGGCAGCCACUGGAGAACUGAGUGCCCCGACACCUCCUGUGCCUUACUACAGAAGUCCAGCCUCAGCUUGGGAAGUCCUUCCUCCAACCAGCGUCCCCACUGAAGACUACACUCCGAUCAACAGGCCUUACAUUGAGGAGCUCAUCGUGAAAGUUCCACCGCGUAUGAGCAUUGAGAAACCAGAGAUGAUAGUGGUCAGCCCAGAUUGUGUCCGGCUGUCCUGGAGGUCAGCGAGAGUGCCAUCAGCCACCGCCCACCUCUCGCCCACGACGUAUCGUGUGGAGAUCUGAAGGACGUUGCAGCUGAAAUGGAGUUUGAGCAGUAUGAGUCCUCUGGAUCUCUGUUUGGCGACACCUCCGCGCCCAAAAUGCCGAUGGACACGCCCAGGAUGGGCAUCAUUGACCAAGGCAGCAUGCGGCUGUCUUGGACACCAGCCAGAAUCCCCGCGUACGCCCGCAAAACGCCCAUCUUGUACACCGUGGAGAAAAAAGAACCCUCGGACGUUGAGUGGGUACCACUCGUCUCCAGGCACGAUGACGUCAGCUACCUGAUCAAGAGCAUCAAACCAGCUCAGGAUUAUCUCUUCCGGGUACGCGCCGAGAACGAGUUCGGCUCUAGUGAGGCAACUCUGCCAGCUGCACUCACGAGGUCAAAAACGCCCUCUUUCAUCCGGAGCAGCGCGUCCAGGGAGCGAGAGUUACAGGCUCCAAGUUCUCGCAAGUCUUCCUACAGUUAUCUUGACUCGCUGUCUGAUGGAGUACCCCCGCGGGUGCCGGCCGGUAGACCAUCUAUCAGUGACGUCACGGGCAGCAGUGCCACAUUGAGCUGGCAGCCAGCCAGAAUGCCAGCCUACAUCAGAGGAGGGGUGAAGAUCUCGUACGUGGUGGAGUCACGAGAGCCCCCCAAUCAUUUGUGGAACAAGCUCUCUCAGAACGUGUCGGCCACCACUUUCAAAGUCACGGACAUGAGGCCAGACCAGGACUACAUGUUCAGAGUAAGGGCUUUCAACGACGCCGGAAUGAGCGAGCCCACACUUCCUGUAACGCUGACACGAGAACGUGCUCCGGAAGCAGAACCCCGCACCAUGAGGCGCAGAAGUUCUGUGGAGCGCUUCAGCUCGGUGGAGCGGCGUGCAUCUCGAGAGAGAUCUAUGUCCAUGGAGAGAGGAGCAUCUUUACCUCGGGGCUUGUCCAAGGAACCGUCUUCCAAGAAAGAUGUCGAGGAGGAUGAGAUGUUUGCUGGCAAGACUCCAGACACGACACCCGCAGUCCCAGAGUUUUUGGCUUCUGAAUCCCCUGAAAUCCAACACGGCAUUGACGCCCGGCCAGUGAAGAUCUCCUUGCAACUGCGGGGAAUCCCCUUACCUGAUGUGACGUGGUACUUCAAUGACAAAAAGAUUAUGUAUGGAGACCGACAUGAGGGCUACGUCACACCGACAGGUGAGCCAGGAUGGCGACAGGUGGGUCUUGGACAUAGAGAAGGCUAUCCCAGCAGAUGCUGGCUGCUAUGUCUGUGUGGCCGAGAACCCAGCGGGAAAAGUCUUCUGUACAGCCAGGCUCAACGUGGAUGAGGAAGACACAGUGUUGUAAGGAGGGUCAUCGAAAGGUCAUCGGGCCAAGAGUACGCGGCAAAGUUCACACAAGUCAGAGAAGAAGGAGACAAAGACUUUUUCAAGCUUGAGCUGGAUGCUCUGUUGAGGCAGACGGCUGGCGGUGUGGAGAGACUCCAUGACGCUUUCGAGACAUCCAGACAUGUGAUUCUCGUCUCAGAGAAUGUUAAGGACGGUGAUCUCCUGGAACGUGUGACGUCAGAUGGCCAGUGGUCCGAGGCGAAGGCUGCCCAGAUGAUCAGGCAGCUGGUCAAGACCUUGCAAGAUGUUCAUAAAACAAACUUUGUACAUCUGGAUGUCAAGCCUUCAAACAUCAGGUUCCGAUCACGUGACAACAGUUCAAUGACCCUCACUGACUUUGGUUUCUCUCGGAAACUUCCUCUGAGUUCCGACCUCUGCUUCAACUUCGGCACACCUGACUUCUGCUCACCUGAGGCGGUUGACAACGAGGCAGUGACCUCAGCAUCUGACGUUUGGGCCGUGGGUGUUAUUGCUCACCUGCUACUGACCGGUGUUACGCCCUUCUCCGCGGACACCGUCCCGGAGACCCUGCACAGAGUUCAGACCUGCAACUGGACGCCAAACUCUUCGCUGUUCUCUGGCGUUUCUCCGACGGCGUUGGACUUCAUCUCGAAGAUCCUCGUCAGAGAUCCAGAGGCCCGUCUGUCAGCUGACGCUUGUCUGGCUCAUGAUUGGCUGGCCAGUGUAGCUGACAAGUCUGACUCCGCCCCCAUAGACACCAAACCAAUCAAGGCAUUCCAAGACAAAAAUGUCGCCCAGCGUGAAGCCUCUGCAGUGACGACAGUAGCCUGUCUCAGAUCUCUGGCUCGACUGCUCGAAGGUCCCAUUCCGAUUAAGGGAUUGGAACCCGAAACCGACCCUCACACAGGCGAAACGACCUUCCCGGACACUGAAGAAUAUGGCCAGUAUCUGGAUGACGAGUCCUGGUACGAAUGGCAGUCGCGCCACCAGCAGGGCCCGGACACUGAGUUGUUCCCCCUGAAGGAUGCGCCGUACACUGUCAGGGUCAGAGGUUACAAGCGAGCAGCGGGCUCUCUGGACGAGCCAGGGCCCGUGGUGGUAGACAGUGAUGAUGAGCUGGACCCUCAGGACAAGGAGAGGAUGAGGACGAUGAAGGAGAGGAGAAAGAUGUCAGAGAUUGACAGAGAAGAAAUCCCCCCUUCUCUGGAGAAAGAGUUGGAAUGGAUGGAAGAGGCCAAAAAGAGAAGAAAGUCGAGAGAUCCUGAUGAGUUCAGUCUUGCAUCCAAGCGUUCUUCAGUGGCUUCCAUUUCGACAGAAGGUAUGCCUGGGCCAGUGUUCAAAGAGAAGCUUCACGACAUGGCGUUCGGUGUGGGUGACACAGUUAUCCUCCGCGCCGUGGUGGUGGUGCCCCCAACACCAACUGUGGUCUGGUACAAGAACGAGGAGCUUCUCAAUGAAGGAAACAGACUUAAGAUCAGCCUUGAGGAGGAUGGAGAAGCCACUCUGACCAUUCGUAACGCCAAACCUUACGAUGCUGGAGUCUAUAAAUGUGUGGGCAGAAACAAGUUUGGCAGAGUCUCAAACCGCAUGAGGCUACAGCUUGGAGACACCCCUGGAAGGCCAGGUCGUCCCGUGGCUGGUCAAGUGUCCGGCACCGAAGCGGUGGUCAUCUGGGAAGCACCUCGCGUCGACGGCAACUCGGACAUUCUCUAUUACAAGGUUGACUACAAAGCCCAAGGUCAGGAGCGCUGGACGCCCGGUACGUACACUCGUCAAGAGGCGGCGUUGGUGUCAGGACUUCAACCGGACACUGGCUACCUGUUCCGAGUCUCAGCAACCAACCGCAUUGGAACAGGCCACUACAGCUGGGCUUCUGUCCUGGUGCAGACAAAGCCUGAAGGAUCCCUGCAAAUCACAUCAGAUGAGUUCUUUGACCUUAGCCUUCUCCGCGGUGAUCAGACGUCAGAUCAGCCCAGAAUGCCAACAGAGUAUGAUGACAUCAUCCCGGACGAAGAGCUGGGCCAGGAAGUGAAGGAGGCGUCCCUGCAGACCGUGGAGCCUGACUCAAUCUACAACAUUGGGGAAACUCUGUACAAAGGAAAAUUCUACACAGAAAAAGCCAUUACCCUUCCAUCUGAGGACGACAAACCGUUUGUACUGCGUACUGUUGCUUCAGGCCCUGGGCUCUUGGAGUUCGAAACUCUUCGACAACUGCGUCACGAGAGAGUUGUGAGAGCACUCACUGCCUUCUCUUUGGCGGAUGAGGUCCACUUAGUUCUGGAGGCCCAGGAAUCGGGUCAUGUGGCGCAUUUCUUGUCGCUGAAGCGGAAAUACUCGGAGAACUUAGUCACGAGUAUUAUCAGACAGGUUCUGUAUGGUCUGGAGUUCCUUCAGCGUCACAACAUUGUACACUUGAACCUCCAGCCGGCGUCCGUGGUCGUCUCCAAACGCGAGGGUUGUGAGAUCAAGCUGACAGAUUUCUCCAUGUCCAGGACUCUGGCUGUACCAGAAGGGGAACAGGUACCCAGGAAGGGAUACCCGAAUUUCAUCGCCCCUGAGGUAGUGGUGAAGGACCGGGUCGGCUUCCCCGCUGAUGUGUGGGGUGCAGGAGCUCUGGCCUUCUUGCUGCUGAGCGGAGUCGCUCCCUUCCGGGGUGAGAAGGAAGAAGACACACUUGUGAACGUCGCUCUCAACCGCUACGAUGCUGCUGAUCUCUAUGAAAACGUCACCACCGAAGCCUUGAAGUUCCUGUACAAGGUCAUGAAGAGACUGCCCAGGAACCGGCUGAGUGUGAGAGACUGCUUGGAGCACAAGUGGCUGCUCCUGGGCGACAAGACCGUCAAGGACAGAGAGGCGGCCAUUUUCUUGACCAAUACCCUGGGUGAUUUCGUGCACCAGUACGACGCUGACCGGAAGCGGGAUGACUUCCGGCAAGAUUUCGACCAGUCGGAGUUGCCGAUCCAAAUGGCAAAGCUACUUCCUAUAGAUGUCACUGCCCUGCAGACAACGACAGACAGGACUCGAUCUGCUGUAUCGAAGAAAGUAGGAUUCACAGACGUGGGUAGGAGUCGAACUGCGGGUGGGGCAGAGUUGACACUGGAAGCAAAACUUCAGGCAAAAGCCGACCGGCUCGCUGCGGAAGAGAAAGCUCUAAAAGAUACAGGCAAGGGAGCAGAACUUUCUAGAGACGAACAGGCGGGAAAGUCGACAGACGGAAAAGAUGUAACCGAGAAAUCGCCCGAGGGCAAAGUUGAAGCAGGCAAGGGAAGCAAGCCAAUAGCAGAGGAGUCAGAAUCAGGCAAAAUGGCGAUAUCAGAGAAGUCAACGGCUCCGGAAAUUAAAAGUGUAGAAGUGAGUACAACCUUGGGUGCUCAGAGAGUUGCGAGUGAAGUCGUUGAGAAGGCACUUGCCGAAGCUUUACAAAAGGCAGGUACAGGAUCGGACUCAACGACAACAGUGCAGGAGGGAAAGAAAGAAGUAAAGAAGGUAACAAAGAAGGAAGAAAAGAAGGAAGAAAAGAAGGAAAUGAAGAAGGAAGACGCGAAGGAAACAAAGAUGGAAACAAAAAAGGAAGACGCAAAGGAAACAAAGAGGGAAACAAAGAAAGGAGAAGAUGAAACUGGAAAGAAGGAAAAGACAAGCAGCUAGUGACAAAGAAAAAGUUCCUUCUUCACUACAGCUCAAAAAAGGUUUGACAUACAGUGGUUCUUCCCCGUGUAACACUUCACAUUUUGAGUUUUCCACGACUUCUCCGCCCAAAACCUACACUCUGACAAAAAUUCAACCUUGUGCAAUGAGCUAUGAUUUUGAUUUUUUAACCUAUUUUUUCUAUGCCUCUGUGUUCGCACCAUAACCAUACCCAUCUAGCUGUCGUCGGCAUUACAAGCCAAACUACGCAAACAGACAAAAAUAAAAAUAUUCAUUUUUGGUAAAUGUCGUGUUGUCAGCUUACUGGCCUCUUCUAACACUAACGCCACCUCAUUUACACCACACUUUUCUGCUUCAAACAUGGAAAUCCACAGCCUUUCCUGUUAUAAACGGACCUGUUA
Messenger RNA from Aplysia californica (California sea hare), 8250 nucleotides. RefSeq names its product obscurin. Gene Ontology annotation, biological process: protein phosphorylation. Lineage: Eukaryota; Metazoa; Mollusca; Gastropoda; Aplysiida; Aplysiidae. The record is from RefSeq and is a predicted model, not a curated record. Gene Ontology annotation, molecular function: ATP binding; protein binding; protein kinase activity.